GCCAAACCCACCUCGUAUUUGCCCCACGCGGCCACUGCAAGCCAAACCACAACCAGAGCCGCACACCCCGAGAGAGAGCCAUCCACCUCCGCUCCGCCGCCGAAACCCUACGCCCCAGCCAAAUCAACCCCCCUCGCCCCUCCCGCUGCCCCGUCGCGAGAUUCGCCUCGAUUCGCCGCUAACCCCGACGGCCCGGAGCGGCGGAUCAAACCCCGGCUCUCGCGGCGCAAAUCUCGCCGCCCGCCCAUGGCGGAGCUCCUGGCUUCCUGGGCCGCCGAGGAGCGGUGGAUGUACCCGGCGUUCCUGGCCAUGUACGCCGUCAUAUACUCUAUCGGCCAACUGGGCCUCUUCCGGCGCUGGGAGUGGCGGCACCGCCUGGACGGCGCCAGCUGCCUCAUCUCGCUCGCGCACGGCUCCGCCGCCGCGCUCGCCGCCGUGGCGGCCAUCGCCGCGCAGCCGGCCGAGAGGCGGGGAUUCGCCGCGCCCAACUCCCGCCUCCAGGACCACGUCCUCGACUACAGCGUCGCCUACUUCACCAUGGACCUGCUCCACUACCUCGCCUUCCUCCCCGGGGACACCCUCUUCAUCGCCCACCACAUCGCCACGCUCUUCGUCUUCCUCACCUGCCGCUACCUCGUCCACCAUGGCGCCUACGCGCUCCUCAUCCUGCUCUUUCUCGCCGAGGUCACAAGCCUGCUGCAGAAUGUCUGGACGCUCGCCGGGAUCUGGCGAGCCGAGGUGCCCGCCGCCGCCAGGGUGUACAACGCCCUCUCAGUGCCCUUCUAUGUGCUCUACACCAUCGUCAGGGGUGUCGCCGGGCCCAUCUUCUUCCUCAAGAUGAGCCUCUUCUACCUCUCCGGCCAGGCGGUGGACGUCAUCCCCUGGUGGGUGCGCAUAUCCUGGAUCAUCGUCGUCGGCCCUGCUAUCACGGUGAGCAACCUGUGGAUCUGGAACCUCUGGAAGGAGCUGUUGAGGGAGCGCAAGCAGAGCAUGAAAAAGAAACACACAUAGUUGUUGUAGCUGUGUAGGUAUAUUGUGUUACUACCUGAUAGCAGCUCAAUUUGUCACGAUUGAUGAAGAUGAUAAUUGAUGGAUUAAUGAUGAUAGAGAUAUUUGGAAUGAAUGAUUAUAUCUCUA
Lolium perenne is the source of this 1137-nucleotide messenger RNA. Its product is annotated as TLC domain-containing protein At5g14285. Lineage: Eukaryota; Viridiplantae; Streptophyta; Magnoliopsida; Poales; Poaceae. The record is from RefSeq and is a predicted model, not a curated record. Gene Ontology annotation, cellular component: membrane.